UACGCGCAGAAAGAUCAUAAAAAAUAUACAUCCAUACAUAUUUAUAGAAUAAACUGGGCAACUGGAAAAUAAACAUUCAUGCAACGGAAUCGAAGUGCCAUAGUGAAACGCGAGUGUUUGCAAAUUGUUCGCUCUGUUUAGUCAAUAUAGGAAUCACACGAGACAUAUCGCCAAUUAAAUAGAUAUAUUCAUAUAUAUAUAUAGAGAGUACCACCGACAAUAUGACAAUAUCGGGCGGCAAUCAACAUAAUAACAAUGCAAAUCGCAAAUAUGAAAAACUCAUUAAGCAGCCGCAGAUGCAAUUUGGAACGUCCGUGACCGGAACCCAAACGGAUGUGGAUUCCAGCGGAGAUGCGUCUGAUGUCGGCCAGGACUUUAGCAAUUUCAAUAAGCAUUUCGGCAAUGGUCAUGCCAUCAUCACAGAUCGCACGAUGCUGCUGCUGCCUUCGGAGGACGAUGUCACCACCACCACCACCAGCACCGCCGGCGCCGGCGCCGGCAUUGUCACGUACAAGGGUAAAUCGAAUGGCAAUGGAAACGGUAUCGGGAACGGGAGUAUCGGGAGUAUCAGCCUGGAUUUCAACGGCAGUCCUACCUCAUCAACGUCAAUUGGCAUCGCCAGCAGUAGCAGUACGAACAGUAGUUCCCACCUGGCCAGCGGUGGACUGGGUGGUGGCUCCGAGCCAGGCGGUUGGAUGUGCCAUUGUUGUAAUUUAAUUGCACGUCGCUGCUUUGGCAUCAACGUUCGACGCUGUGUCCUGGCGCUUCUGGCCAUUACGGUGGUUAGCAUUUUCUACUACACGCAUUAUGUCGAUACGGGCGUGUUUAAUGGACUCAUCCAACGCGACACACAUCCCGCUCCCAUCAUCAACUGCCGCCUGAUCAACUCGGGCGGCAAGCACAUCCGGGAUGCCUCCCCAGCGCCCGACCAUCGUUCCGAGGCUCGGUUGCGGAUCGAUCCCAAGGUCCUCGUUUUUGUGGAGACCACAUAUUCCGGUCUAGGCAGGGACAUUGCCGAGCUGCUCGUCUACAAUCGGAUCAAAUACAAAAUCGAAGUGGCGGGCAAGAGUCUGCCAGUUCUCACCAAUCUGGAUAAGGGCCGCUAUGGCGUGAUUGUGUUUGAGAAUCUGGACAAGUACCUCAAUAUGGACAAAUGGAAUCGGGAACUGUUGGACAAAUAUUGCCGCGAGUACUCGGUGGGAAUUGUGGGCUUCGUGAGUCCCAGCGAGGAGACUCUGGUGGGUGCACAACUCCGGGAUUUUCCGCUGUUUGUCAACACCAAUCUGAGGCUGCGAGAUGCCAGCCUGAAUCCCUCCUCGUCGGUGCUUCGAUUAACCCGAGCGGGGGAGACGGCCUGGGGUGCCUUGCCCGGCGAUGAUUGGGCUGUUUUCCAGCAUAAUCACAGUACCUACGAGCCAGUGGAGUGGGCUCAGCGAAACACUCAAGAAUAUCCAGCGGACAGUGUGGGCCAGGUGCAACUACCGCUGACCACCGUUCUCCAAGAUCGCGGACAGUUGGACGGCAUACAGAGAGUUCUCUUCGGAAGCAGUCUGCGUUUCUGGCUUCAUCGCUUGGUCUUCCUGGAUGCCCUGAGCUAUCUAAGUCAUGGACAACUUAGUCUUAAUCUCGAGCGUAUGAUUCUAGUGGAUAUAGAUGAUAUAUUCGUGGGUGAAAAGGGCACAAGACUGCGACCAGACGAUGUUCGAGCGUUGAUAGCGACGCAGAAGAAUAUAGCAUCCAUGGUUCCGGGCUUCCGGUUUAAUCUGGGCUUCUCGGGGAAGUACUAUCACCAUGGCACGAGGGAGGAAAAUCUCGGCGAUGAUUUCCUGCUGCAGAACGUCCAGGAGUUCAAUUGGUUCUCGCACAUGUGGAAGCAUCAGCAGCCCCAUUUGUAUGAUAACCUCACCCUGCUGAUGGCAGAAAUGCACUUAAACUACGCCUUUGCGGUGGAUCACAAUAUACCCACAGAUUCGGGUUACUCCAUAUCACCACAUCAUUCGGGCGUUUAUCCCGCCCAUGAACUACUGUAUCUGGCCUGGAAGAAGGUGUGGAAUGUCAAGGUUACGUCGACUGAAGAGUAUCCCCACUUGAGACCCGCUCGCCUGCGAAGGGGAUUCAUUCAUCGCAAUAUUAUGGUGUUGCCCAGGCAAACUUGUGGCCUCUUCACUCACACCAUGUACAUUGAUCGCUAUCCGGGCGGCAGGGAUAAGCUGGACGAGUCGAUUCAGGGUGGCGAACUCUUCCAGACCAUCGUGUAUAAUCCCAUUAACAUCUUUAUGACGCACAUGUCCAACUAUGGUUCGGAUCGUCUGGCUCUGUACACAUUCCAAUCGGUGAUCAAGUUCCUGCAGUGCUGGACCAAUCUCAAGUUGGCCUCGGCGCCGCCAGUUCAGCUGGCCGAAAUGUAUUUCCGGCUGCAUCCGGAGGAGGUGGAUCCCGUGUGGGGUAAUCCCUGUGACGAUGUGCGGCACAAGAAGAUCUGGUCAAAGACCAAGAACUGCGAGUCGCUGCCAAAGUUUCUGGUGAUUGGUCCCCAGAAGACGGGCACAACUGCUCUGUACACAUUCCUAUCCAUGCACGGCAGUGUUGCGAGUAAUAUCGCCAGUCCGGAAACCUUCGAGGAGGUGCAGUUCUUCAACGGCAAUAACUACUAUCGGGGGCUGGACUGGUACAUGGACUUCUUCCCCUCGGAAUCGCUACCGAACACGAGUUCCCCGAUGCCCACGCAGCUGGGAGCGCCGCGCUUCAUGUUUGAGAAGAGUGCUACCUAUUUCGAUGGCGAAGCUGUGCCAAAGAGAACCCAUGCCCUGCUUCCGCAUGCCAAGAUCGUGACGAUUCUGAUAUCGCCGGCCAAAAGGGCCUACUCCUGGUACCAGCAUCAACGCUCCCACGGCGAUGUUAUUGCCAAUAACUAUAGUUUCUAUCAGGUCAUAACGGCCAGUGACUCGGCACCCAGGGCACUGAAGGAUCUGCGGAACCGCUGCCUAAAUCCCGGCAAGUACGCCCAGCACUUGGAGCACUGGCUGGCCUACUAUCCCGCCCAGCAGUUGCACAUCAUCGACGGCGAGCAGUUGCGACUGAAUCCCAUCGAUGUGAUGAACGAGCUGCAGCGCUUCCUGAAAAUCCAGCCGCUGCUCGAUUAUUCAAAUCACCUGCGAUACGACGUUAAGAAGGGCUUCUACUGCCAGGCCGUCAGCGAGAAGCGCAAUAAAUGCCUCGGCAAGUCCAAGGGGCGUCAGUAUCCGACGAUGGAUGAGCGCAGUGCCAAGCUGUUGCAGCGAUACUAUCUGAAUCACAAUACGGCGCUGGUGAAGUUGCUCAAAAAGCUGGGCUCGCGGCCAAUACCGCAAUGGCUCAAAGACGACCUGUCCACGGGCACGUGAUAGCAGCUGUUUGGCGGCGGCGGAGGAGGCGGCAGCAGCAUAGGAGGCAUCAAGUAUCGCAAAUUGCGGGCAAAACUCAGGAAACAGUUGCGUUGGCUGCAUCUGGCGGCCGAAAGUGCGGAGAGCAGCGCCCAGCGACGACGACGUCACAACUGACAGGAUGAAAAUGAGGCGAAAACGAAAAUUCGAUGGAAAACCCAUCAGCAAUGUUCCAAUUUUCACGUUCGGCAGGCUUUUGCGUUGGCGAAAAUAGACACGAAUUACUUGAUUUU
Messenger RNA from Drosophila takahashii, 3655 nucleotides. It is a transcript of the gene sfl, whose product is annotated as N-deacetylase and N-sulfotransferase sfl. The record is from RefSeq and is a predicted model, not a curated record. NCBI's taxonomy places the organism in Eukaryota, Metazoa, Arthropoda, Insecta, Diptera, Drosophilidae. Gene Ontology annotation, cellular component: Golgi apparatus. Gene Ontology annotation, molecular function: deacetylase activity; heparan sulfate N-sulfotransferase activity.